GUCUAUAGGCAAGCGCUAGAAGACGCCGAUUUUGUCCUUGUUACCGAAAAGAAAGGGACACCUGGUCACGUCGUAGACAUCUGCCACUUUCCGCAAUUAUCUGCGCAGCAGACAAAGAUGCUUCAGUUGGUUCAGCACCCGAACAUCGUCACGGUUCAUGAAAUGUAUAGCGACAAGGCGAAUCGUCACGUCGCCUACGGACGCAUGCCACGAUCAUUGCAAGAGGCCGUCGAUAACCUAUAUCUAAAUUGUCAACGCCUAGCACCGAUCUCAUGA
This is a messenger RNA of Colletotrichum abscissum, 276 nucleotides long. RefSeq lists its product as uncharacterized. The record is from RefSeq and is a predicted model, not a curated record. The transcript has a single exon. Lineage: Eukaryota; Fungi; Ascomycota; Sordariomycetes; Glomerellales; Glomerellaceae. The annotation marks the transcript as partial.